This is a messenger RNA of Naegleria lovaniensis, 2421 nucleotides long. RefSeq lists its product as uncharacterized. NCBI's taxonomy places the organism in Eukaryota, Heterolobosea, Eutetramitea, Acrasida, Naegleriidae. The record is from RefSeq and is a predicted model, not a curated record. The coding region runs from base 1 to 2421 and encodes 806 amino acids. The transcript is spliced from 4 exons.
AUGUCUAGUGCAGCUGAUCAUCAACACUUGAGAAGCUCAUCAACAAGCUCGUCAAGACUUGAUUUGUCCUCACUUCCAGAUGUGCAUUCGAGACCAUCAUCACAACUCGACAUUACAAUACCGAACAAGAAGGAUCUGAAGGGUCUACCCUCGUUAAGAAGUUCAAAAACACCCGAAAGUAUAUCAUUAUCGUAUGAAAAAGAUUUGAGGAUUGAAACCCCAAAAACUGAGAAGGCCAUAUUUAAUACUGGCGAGUAUGGCAUGGUUGAUCUGAGGUUUCCCAAUGUACGUGGAGGAAAACCACCGUCAGCAAAACGAGGAACACGUCGCUUACUUUCAGCCGGUACCGCCAUGCGAAGAAGUAUGAACUGUAUGGACAAUAAUGAGUAUGAAGUUGACUAUGACAGUUUAGAAGAAGAGUUGUUUGCACCCGAACUUUCAUCAUUUACUCUUUCUCAUAAUCAGCUCGUAGAGUCUUGUUGGGAUUAUUUACAAAAAACAAAUCUUGGUAGCGACCAACAAUUUAAACAAGCCAUGGACCUUGGAACUCAGCCCAGAAGAAAUUUAAGAGAAAAUGAUAUUUAUGAUGACAUUCAGAACAUGAUUCUAUCCAUGAAGUGUGAUGAGGAAAAGCAAGAAAUGGAUUUAGAAAAUAAGAAGAAGAAAGAUCAAAUUAAGAGAAAGCAAAAGAAAAAUGCAAGUGUAAGGAAACAAGUUGACGAGAGACUUAAAAUUUUGUAUCAUAAUCCUGAUGAGCUUGAAAGGUUAGAGAAGGAUAUUUAUCUAUACGAAAAACAAACAAAGGAAGCAGAACAAGAUAAAAAGAUGCAAAUGAUUCAUGUGAACAGAAAUAAGAAGGUACCAGAAAAUUUCAAAGAAACCAGAAUGCAACAAUUAAAAGAGGCAUUUAAAAAACGAAACGACAAGAUUGCACAAGCUCAAGAAAAGAAAGAAAAAUUAACGAAAGAAUUCCAAGAUAGAAAAGAAAAUCUUGCCCUAAAGGAUGAAAAGAGAAGGUUACUGGCUGAGUACAACAGACAAGAAAAUGAAAAUAAGGCCAAAGACGCAGAAUUGUACUCCAAAUGGUCGUUCUUUGUGUGUUUGUUGUCAAGAUUUUUAAUUUUUGCAAGAGAGCUCCUGAGAAGACGAUAUUUAAGGAAAGAGGAAGAAAAAUUCAAGAGGGUUAAAAAGAUUUCCUACACCAGUUUGAUGCCAGUAAUUUGGGCUAAAAGAAGUCAAAAAUGGAAGCAAGCCUGGGAUGAUUUUAAAAAGCACUGGAUAUUCUACCGUCUUUGGAUUGGUGUAAAGAAAAAGAAGGAAUCCACAAUGAUUAUCAAGUCAUUCCUCAGAGAGACCAACAUGUCUUUCCAAAUCGUCAGACAAGUUCAUUUGUUUUGGAGCAAAGUGAUCAAGGUGCAACGCUUUUUGCGAAAGUGGCACCAAAUUAAGCAAAUGCAAAUAAUGAUACAAGUACUGCAGUAUUCUAUCGUCGAAGCCAAAAUGCUUCGUGGAAUUCCAUUGAAAGGCGAAGUUGUUGAACCACCUAAAAAGAAGAAGCUUCCUCCGAAUGGUGUUAUACCUCUUAAUCGUAGACCCUCUUCACAGCUUUCAAGCCCCAUGCUGCUUCGAGAAGAGAGCAAGCUUGCUGUAACUCCAACUCUUGAUGAUCCUAUUGAUAACAUGGAACGUGAAGAUAAAUUCAGAUUCCGACUCUUGAGAAUGCCUCUAGAAAUUAAGAAAGAAAUCAUUUCUAGUGACCUUAAACAACGAAGAAAAGAGUACAUUACAGCACAGAAAAUUUAUAAGAAUAAGUUACAACAAUACGAAAGAAGAGUUCAACAACUCAUGUACAUUUUACAAGCCAAGAGCGCUCUUAGUGGUGGUGCAGCCUCCAUUGAUCCUUCGUCCAUUCGAGACGAAAACGGAGAAAUUAUUGAAAAACCCAAACCACCCUAUUUGAAGGUUGUUUUGAGUGAACUUGAAAUGAAGAGAUUGGUUAUCAUUGGAAAUAAGAGAUUGAAAGAUAUUGAAGACAAUGAACGGCAACGUGUCCUUGCAAAUUAUGUGGAGUUUAGUGAAAAGCAAAAUGAGUUGGAUAUGUUCAGAGAGGAAUGGGAGCUCAACGUAGCAAAUGGUUUUGACGAGUUGAAGAGAGUCUUGGGUGGCUCUUUCUUUGCACAUGAGCAAUUGCUAAUGGCUCCCUUUGAGCUGUACAAGAAGCCUGAAUCAGAAACGCCCACAGGUUCCUCUCCAAUUUCCAUGCAUUCCAAAACACCAUCUCUUCCUCGCUCCUAUACCAACAGCCCUGUCAAUUAUUUGGCGAAACAACAAACCAAAAAGGCCCUGAGUGGAAGCAAGUCUGUCAUUCCUCCAAAAGGGGUUGCCCCAGCAAAGAGUGUUGUUAAUUUGGUGAAGCGGUAA